UCAGCAGAGAAGGAGUCGCUGGAAGGCGUUUCGCCUUUGUAGGUCACUGUGCCACCUGGACGGAGGAACGUAGCCGGAGUCGUGAAGCGGUUCCCAUGAGGCUGAUGGUGUGUCAUGUGACUCGUGUGGCGUCUCUCCAGGUCCGCGUGUCCGGUGAUGUGACAGAUGUGGAUUCGAGAGGACAAGGGAGGCGUCGACGGGGGUGGGGUUGUUGCCUCUCCAGGAAGCACCAGUUAAAUGCUCGCCGCCAGCCUUCUGUGCACACACCCCCACCCCCUCCACACACACGGACACUCCAUGCCAGAGACGCAUCAUCACCAUCACUACCAAGAUCAUCAUCAUCAUCAUUAUCGCUCCCGCUGAGAAAUUAGCUCCGUUUUUACUUUUCAUCGACAAACCAAACUUUAUCCAGCGCAGCUUAAAGCCAUGUGUGGGAUUUUUGCUUACCUAAACCAUCAAGUGCCUCGCACCAGGAAGGAGAUAUUUGAGACACUAGUGAAGGGACUGCAGAGACUUGAGUACAGAGGCUACGAUUCAGCAGGCAUUGCUGUGGAUGGAAAGAACAAGGAAAGCUCUAACAUCAAUGGCAAGACCAUCUGUUUAAUCAAGAAGAGAGGAAAGGUCAAGGCUUUGGAUGAAGAGCUUCACAAGAAAGACUUUCUGGACCUGGAAGAAGAGCUGUGUACGCACUUCGGCCUUGCUCACACUCGCUGGGCCACACAUGGAGAGCCGAGCGCUCUCAACAGCCACCCUCAUCGCUCUGACAGCGAAAAUGAGUUUGUCGUCAUCCACAAUGGCAUCAUCACCAACUACAAGGAGCUGAAGGCCUAUCUGAUCACCAAGGGAUACGAGUUUGAAUCUGAAACAGACACAGAGGUGAUCCCAAAGUUGAUCAAGUAUGUUUACGACAAUCGGGAAGACGACGGCAUCAGCUUCUCUACGCUGGUGGAGAGGGUCAUUCAGCAGCUGGAGGGAGCCUUUGCUCUGGUGUUCAAAAGUCGCCAUUUCCCAGGGGAGGCCGUGGUUGCCAGAAGGGGAAGUCCGCUGCUCAUUGGUGUACGAAGCGAACACGAGCUGUCAACUGAACACAUUCCUGUCCAGUACAAGGGCGCUCUCUUAAAGGAGGACGUUCUGGAAAAGAACAACCAUAACCGCCCUGGUGGCACUGUGAACUCUGUUGGGGAUGGCAGGCCCGUGGAGUACUACUUUGCCUCUGACGCCAGUGCCAUUAUUGAACACACUAACAAAGUGUUGUACCUGGAGGACGAUGACAUUGCCGUGGCGAGAGGAGGGAAACUUUCCAUCCACAGGAUCAAUCGCCAGGCUGGUGAAGAUCCUGUGCGGGCCAUCCAAACCCUAAAAAUUGAGCUGCAGCAGAUCAUGAAAGGAAACUUUGAUUCAUUCAUGCAGAAAGAGAUCUUUGAGCAGCCAGAGUCAGUGGUUAACACAAUGAGAGGUCGCAUAUGUUUUGAGUCCAAUACUGUGGUUCUCGGAGGAUUGAAGGACCACCUAAAAGAAAUCAAACGCUGCAGACGGCUAAUUGUGAUUGGCUGCGGCACGAGUUUCCAUGCUGCAGUCGCAACCAGACAAAUACUGGAGGAACUAACAGAGCUGCCUGUCAUGGUGGAGUUGGCGAGCGACUUCCUGGACCGCAACACGCCUGUUUUCAGAGACGAUGUCAGCUUUUUCAUCAGCCAGUCAGGAGAGACAGCAGACACCUUGAUGGCCUUGCGCUACUGUAAGGAAAGAGGUGCCUUAACAGUGGGCAUCACCAACACUGUGGGAAGCUCCAUUUGCAGAGAAACAGACUGUGGUGUCCACAUUAAUGCUGGCCCUGAGAUUGGAGUUGCGAGCACAAAGGCAUAUACCAGUCAGUUUGUGGCACUCAUCAUGUUUGGGCUUAUGAUGAGUGAGGACAGGCUGUCCUUACAGAAGAGAAGACUGGCGAUCAUCAGCAGCCUCAGAGAUCUACCUGAUCUGAUAAAAAAGGUGUUGGCUCUGGAUGAGAAGAUAAAGAUCAUUGCUGAAGAGCUGUACCAGCAGAGGUCUCUUCUGGUCAUGGGCCGCGGUUUCAAUUAUGCCACAUGCCUGGAGGGGGCACUGAAAAUAAAAGAAAUCACCUACAUGCACUCGGAGGGCAUCCUGGCAGGCGAGCUGAAGCAUGGGCCUCUGGCCCUCAUUGACAAACAUAUGCCAGUCAUCAUGAUCAUCAUGAAGGACGCCUGCUACACUAAGUGUCAAAACGCCCUACAACAAGUCACUGCAAGAUCGGGCAGGCCCAUCAUCCUCUGUUGCCAGGACGACACUGAGGUAACCACGAACGCUUAUCGGAGCAUCGAACUGCCGCGUACUGUCGACUGUCUGCAGGGCAUCCUCAGUGUCAUCCCACUGCAGCUACUCUCCUUCCACUUGGCCGUGCUGCGAGGAUAUGAUGUUGACUGUCCCAGAAACUUAGCCAAGUCUGUGACAGUGGAAUGAACGCAAGUAAGUCACGAAGCGCAGCAGAGCAGGAAGGAUGCUUAUCGCUUUGCAGCCCAAAUGUGCAAUUCAACUUUGAGAAUAAUUCUUUUUAUAACUUUGUGUGCGUAUGUGUGCACAUCUACAUAUAAAGUGUGUGUUCAUUGGAGAUGUGCAAACAAAAUGAAUGCAAAGGACGAGGUACGAGGAACUUUUCCUUUUUUUGUUUGUGUUUGUUUUCAUUGGCACAAAUGUGAAGUUUGACCUAUACACUGAUGAGGGAGCACCAGCCCAGUGCCAUUGAGGCUGCAGGCCUUGCAUGGAUGGCAACAUACUGUGCCUUUUUCUCAUCACUAGAUGAGCCAAAAAUACUUUUAGCACGCUUAAUAUAAUAUUUGAAUGCUGUAUACAUUCAAUUACAGUUGUGCAAUAUGGGGACCUACUGCGCAUUAUCAAUGUACACAUUUGUAACUAAGCUGAUUUUCUGGUUUUAACAUUGACACGUGAUUACCUGGGAUCCAAUGAAAUAAUUGCAGAAUUUUAUACCAAAGAGUUGUGCAGGUAUGUAAGUCUGAUGCAUACCUUCAGUAUGUUGUACUGUACAUGGUCCCGUCUGUCUCUUUUAGUCAUUGCAUAUAAAAUUUGGAGACAGAUAUUAAAAGUAGAAAAGCAACUGGAUAUUUUAUUGUAUUUGCAGGACCUGCCCAAAGAAAAUUCCUGUAAACUACUUUUUCACAUUCUGACUUGAUUUUACAUUUGUGUCAUAUUCUGCUUCAUGUGUAUCGUUGUAGUUUAAUUUAAAAUGAAGAUUUUGUCGCAUCAGUUUACACUAACAGGAUCAUUUGCAAAGAUUAGUUUCAUGCUAGAUCGGAGCCUGUUAGAAUUCUAAUUCCAUCACUUUCAAUUUAUUCCGCUUAAAUGCACAAUUGUCAUGACACACGUAUGCAGUCAUCAUUCAAUCUAAACAAAUGAAUAUAUUCUUUAUGCCAUGACUUUCGCCAGUGUUUAUUUUUCAUCAUUAUAGGCAUUUGUAUGGAUUUAUAACAGAUUAAGAUAUUCUGUAUUUAUCUGAAUUGUACUUUGUAAACAGAAAAAGGGUUUGAUUUAUAUUUGUAAUGUUAUUUUUUUCUUACCUUGUGUUUUAAAGGUCCUGUAUUUUACCAAUGCAACUUCUUUUAGAAGCGGUAUUUGAGAUUCUUUAUUGGCUACAUGUUGCCUCAAUAAACAUGUGAAAUAUGAAUUAAAAUUGUCCACGCAUACCCAAUGUUGUUUUUUUUUUCUUUCCAAAAAGCCUGAAAUCAAGUCAUCUGAAUUUCUCAUGCUUAUCUAUGUCACUACCGAAAAUCUCCACCUACCUCUGUACCUCUGUGCUUACAAGUGGGUUUUCUUCAUGGUGGCAACCAAUCAGACGAAAGCCAAAUAUGGACAAAGUGGGUACAAAACAGAAGUAGCUGUCAGAAGUGCCUUUUAUGGUCACGCAUAUGAUAAAAACAAGUUUUUUUUUUUUAAAUUGGAAUUGACAAUUUUUACUAAGUUUAUGUGAGAGUCACUCAAUGGAGGUUAAAAUAGUCAAAAUAUGGGACCUUUAACACAUAUAAGCAUGCUUUAUCAAUCAAUACCUAAUUUUGUA
This is a messenger RNA of Syngnathoides biaculeatus (alligator pipefish), 4087 nucleotides long. RefSeq names its product glutamine-fructose-6-phosphate transaminase 2 (gene gfpt2). The transcript is spliced from 19 exons. Bases 427 to 2478 code for a protein of 683 amino acids. The record is from RefSeq and is a predicted model, not a curated record. NCBI's taxonomy places the organism in Eukaryota, Metazoa, Chordata, Actinopteri, Syngnathiformes, Syngnathidae. Gene Ontology annotation, molecular function: L-glutamine:D-fructose-6-phosphate transaminase (isomerizing) activity; carbohydrate derivative binding. Gene Ontology annotation, biological process: carbohydrate derivative biosynthetic process; fructose 6-phosphate metabolic process; protein N-linked glycosylation.